Labrus mixtus (cuckoo wrasse) is the source of this 2838-nucleotide messenger RNA. Its product is annotated as zinc finger and BTB domain-containing protein 12-like. The transcript is spliced from 5 exons. Gene Ontology annotation, cellular component: nucleus. Lineage: Eukaryota; Metazoa; Chordata; Actinopteri; Labriformes; Labridae. Gene Ontology annotation, biological process: regulation of transcription by RNA polymerase II. Bases 231 to 1955 code for a protein of 574 amino acids. The record is from RefSeq and is a predicted model, not a curated record. Gene Ontology annotation, molecular function: DNA-binding transcription factor activity, RNA polymerase II-specific; protein binding; RNA polymerase II cis-regulatory region sequence-specific DNA binding.
GACCACUAACUUUUUUUUUUUUUACAUGCGUUGUCACAAGACGGACUUCCUCCUAGAAAAAGGGACUAAAAAGUAAACAGAGGUUUAGCUGUUAGUAGUUAAUGUCAUGGCAACAGGGAUGCGGAAGUACUGCCAGCUAACUGACGUCGCCUCAGUCAACGGUCGUCCUGCGGAAAUAAACUAACGGUUGCUCUUUUUUUAGAAACAUAUUCAACAAAAGCUCAGACAAGAUGGAGUUGCUGUGUUUCCGCUUACCAAGCCACGGGGACACGACCCUGAAGCACAUGAAUUCACUGAGGUCCCGUCAGCAAUUCUGUGAUGUCACCAUAGUGACCGGCAACAACCAGACGUUCAGGGGUCAUAAGGUGGUGCUUGCUGCCUGCUCGCCUUUCUUGAGGGACCAGUUUCUCCUCAACCCUUCAUCCAAGCUUCAGGUUUCGAUGCUGUACAGCUCCACAGUGGUGUGUGAUCUACUUCAGUCGUGUUACACUGGCAUCCUGCAGUUUAACCCUGAGGAGAUUGUCAACUACCUGACCGCUGCCAGCUACCUACAGAUGGAGCACAUUGUGGAGCGCUGCCGUGGAGCACUGAAGAAGUAUGUGCAGCUGAAAAACCCCAACCCACCAAAGAUGACCUCGGAGGAAAGCCUGUCUCAACCAAUGAUUGUCAGUGGGAGCGUUCAUUCUUUCCCACCUGCGUCUCCUCCCACGAGCCGACCCUCCCCCGUGGAGCCGCACAGUCCUGUACUGCGCUCAGGGGAAGAGAAAAAUGUGUCGGCUCAGGGUGGCAGUCAGAGCCACAAUAACAGCCCCAUGCUGGAUGAGCCUUGUAUUAAGGUUAAUGGAUCAGACGAGGAGGAAGAGGCGAGACAGGAGGACUACGAUGUGUUCAGAGUGUACAUCUCUGAAGAGGAGCAGCUGAACAGAGACAGAGAAGAGGAGAGAGGAGCUCCCUCUGAUGGAGCUCAGGAUGUGUGUUACCCGGAGACGGACGGCGUCUUGAUCGGAGGGGAGGGGGGAGAAUUUGACUCGACUCCAACAGAAGAUGAUGUCGGUAUCGGGGGGCUUUCAGUCGAGGGGCUGCGUGCUUUUAAGCGCAGGCUGCCAGACCCUACUAUCGGCCGGGGAAGAGGGAAAAGCAGGGGGCGGGGUUUUAAGAGGAGGAGGUGGAUGUCAACACUGGAGAAAAGGGCUCCUGGUCUGGAUCAGCACCAGGAGUUGUGGUAUCUGGCAGCUGCAGGGAUGGGGGGUAGUUUAGGCCUGGACUACAGCCUAGACGGGCUUAAAAAAGAAGGUUAUGUAUCAGUUGAACUCCCACAGUUAGACUUCGGAAUAGGUGAUAAUCAAGGAGAGAAGCUGUCAGCAACGUAUGCCAACAGUUUGAGCCAGUAUGCCCUGGAAGAGUCUAACUGUGGUGCCGGGGAGGGGGGUUCAGGUUUGACGACUGUAGGCACAAACGAGGGAGGGGACGAGUCUGUGGCGGUGGUGGGAUCCACUUCAAGUGUGUCCGGGCCUGUGAUCUGCGAGCACUGCGGCAUGACGUUCCCCUCCCCUCACUCCCUGGCUCUCCACUCGCGCUCCACCCACCUGCUGUACGCCUGCCCCUGCUGCGGCAAACACUUCCACCACGCCGCCAACCUCACCCGACACAUGGCCGUGCACAGGGGCGGCGGCAAAACCCACCAGUGCCCCCUGUGCUACAAGACGUUCACCCAGAAAUCCACACUGAUCGACCACAUGAAUCUCCACAGCGGCGAGCGGCCGCACCGCUGUGCGUACUGCCACGCCCGCUUCGCCCACAAGCCGGCUCUACGGCGCCACCUGAAGGAGCAGCACGGGAAGAACACGGGGCAGAACUCGCUACACGAGCAGGAGGAGAGGGAGAGAGCGAGGGGAGUCUCUGGAGCAGUACGAGAGGAAGAGCAGGAAUGUUUGGUUACUCGACAAGUGCCUUAGAGGAAAGUAUGAUCAUCCCAAACUCCACCCUGAAACUCUGAACCCUCAGACUGUGACAGUGUCUGAGUCCAUGAGGGCUCAAGAUGCUAUAAAAAAUGUUAAUGACAAACUGUGGUGACUAUAUGUCGCCUGGAAACAAGAUGCACCAUUAUUAUAUAACAAGGAUAAAACCCACCUCCAGUUUGUAUUUCUUUCAUUAAAGUGUAUCCUGUCUCUAAAAGUCAGAAACACCAUAAAUAUUAAACUAAAAACAUAAACAUGGACUAAUCAAUCAAUCAAUAUUUGUUUAGCGCUAAUUGAUAACAAGUGUCAUCUCGAGACGCUUUACAAAAGAGCAUCUGUGAGAAUAUGCAGGAAGGAUUUCUCCUCGCUAUCCUGUUCUCCACACUUCAUUACCGCUGAGGUGGAGGUCGGAGCAGGACGUGAACGAGGACGGCGAUGGUUGUGGGGACGACACAGUCCGAUGGCGGUGGCUGAGUGUCGGGCCUUUUGAAAUCUGACUAAGAAUAAAAGCCUUUUUACACAACUUGUGAUGGAUUUGGGUAAAAAUUACUUACGGUGGUACAAUCCUGAACUUGUUCUGACUCAGCAGAAUCUCACAGGUGUUACUUGUGACAUAGUUGAUGGCUCUGUUGUAUUCAGCACAACACAAGGAGACCGAAGCAGCUAAAUGGAAUUCAGCCCUCAUCGUCUUGAUUCUUCAUCCCUGUGCUUCUCACACUGACGACGUCUUCAUUGAGACCUGUUGGUUUCUGUUGUGUCCUUAAUUAUUUUGAUUUUGAGUUUUGACUGACAACUGUAAUCUUACACUUGAAUAUAUAUUUAACAUUUUGAGUAAGAUAACUGAAGAAAAAUCAUGCAAAUAAAAAAAUCGUUGGAAGUC